Messenger RNA from Scheffersomyces coipomensis, 1515 nucleotides. Its product is annotated as NAD-dependent epimerase/dehydratase family protein. Lineage: Eukaryota; Fungi; Ascomycota; Pichiomycetes; Serinales; Debaryomycetaceae. The transcript has a single exon. The record is from RefSeq and is a predicted model, not a curated record. Bases 471 to 1448 code for a protein of 325 amino acids.
GAUGAUAGCUAAUUGUAUUAUGGAUUUAAAAGGAGAUAAAGUAUUGGUAAGCGCUUCUUUAAAUUUUCCACUUUUCCUGCAUAUUAUAAUAUAGUUAAUCAACUUUCCCCAUAGAAGAUUAUAUCACAUCGUAAAUAGGAUUUUUAAGUUAUGUCAUUUAAAAUGAUUAUACUAUCUGCUAGUGCUUAUAUAUCUCAGAUCAGUAUCACCGAGUUCAGAAUCAAACUAUCAUCAAUAAAUCGGUGAUAAUCUGUUUAAAAAAAUGAAUGACAUUUCAUUUUGACGGCCAUUAUCCUAAUUAGGAUCCACAGUCCCAAAUAGGAAGGUGUUGCGGCUAUUAACUUCAUUGGGAAAGUCAAGUCUGCAAACAAUUAAUUGGGUAUAAAUACAUCCACAAUUCCUUUCAUAUCAUCAUCAUCCCAUUUCGAAGUACUAUCACAACAACAACAACAACAAAUACAAAUACAAACAUGUCUACUACUGAUAAUAAAAAGGUCUUAUUGAUUGGUGCUACUGGAUUCAUUGGUCAUGAAGCUGCUAUCAUCUUACGUCAACAAAAUUUCAUUGUUUAUGGUUUGGCCAGAUCAACUGAAAAAGCUCAAUUGUUAUUAAAAGAUGAAAUCAUUCCAAUUUUACAUACCACCAGUGAUAUGAAUUAUCUUGAUUCUAUCGUUACUUUGAACAUCACUCAUGUUAUUGAUUUAUCAGGUACUCCAACUAGUACCCCUCAAAUUGCUCAAAAAUUAGUGGCCAUUAAAACAUCAACUGGUUAUCAAGUAGGAUUUAUUUAUAUUAGUGGUGCUUGGGUUCAUGGUAAUGAUAAUGUUAAUACUGUGGAUGAACAUCAUUUCGCUAAGGAUGGUCAAGUUAAACCAUUAGUCAGUUGGAGACCUGCUCUUGAACAACAACUUUUAUCUUAUAAGGAUGAUUUACCCACUAUUAUUGUUAGACCUGGUUUAUUAUACGGUAAGAAUUCUCCAAUUUUAGCAGUGUUUUUCUCUCAAGUGGUACAAGCUGUAAUUAAAAAUGAUUCUACCGAUAUUAAUCUUCCUAUUAAUAAAGAUUUAGUAACAAGUUGGAUUCAUGUAACUGAUUUAGGACGUUUCCUUACUAAAGUUAUUCAAAAAUUUGAAUUAUAUAAUUCUUCUACCUUUGAUUUACCAAUCUUUGAUGUCACUCAUGAAUCAUUCUCAGCUCCAGAAUUUGUUACUCAAUCAGCUAAAGAUUUAGGGUUUAAAGGAAACAUCAAUUUUUUGGGUGAACCAACCGCUGAAGAAAACAUCUUUCUUAAUGGGUUUAAUACUUCAAUUAUUGUUAAUAAUAAAAGAGCUAGAGCAUUACUUGAUUGGGAACCAACAUUAGAUCUUAAACAUCAUACUGAUUUCUAUAUUAAACCUUGGGCAGCUGCUAAUAACAAAGAAUAUAUUGAAUAUUACCUUGCUCAAUAGGUUUACAAUAAAUAAAUCUAAAUAGUUUGAAUUGAAAUUUUUUUUUAUAAAAAAUAUAUAAUAAUAA